GCGGUGCAUUGGGGGCAGGGAAGAGGGAGCGCUGGUAAACAAUAAGCCAGAGCCUGAAAAGGUGCCUUUUUCCUCCUUCUUCCUCCCUCUUCCCUCCUCCCUUCCUUCCUCCUCCUUCUCCCUCCUCUCUCUUCUUUCCCAUCUGCUGGGGCUGCCUCCCCCUUCUGCACCACCGCCUGCAGCGGGAGCCUGGCUCUGUUGUCCCCUGGCCACCGCCCCCGGGGCAUGGCAUAUCUGAUGGCAGCUUUCUCAGUGGGCACGGCUCUGAAUGCCAGCAGUUAUUCUUCAAGUGUGACAGAGCCAAAGUCAGUGUGUGUCUCAGUGGAUGAAGUGGUUUCAAGUAGUAUGGACAGUACAGAGACUGAUCUGCUAAAUGGACACAUGAAAAAGGUGGACAACAAUCUGACUGAAGCACAGCGCUUCUCCUCCUUGCCUAGGAGGGCAGCAGUGAAUAUUGAAUUUAAGGACCUUUCCUAUUCUGUCCCAGAAGGACCAUGGUGGAGGAAGAAAGGAUACAAGACUCUUUUGAAAGGAAUUUCAGGGAAAUUCAGCAGUGGAGAGCUUGUUGCAAUCAUGGGUCCUUCUGGAGCUGGAAAAUCAACACUCAUGAACAUCCUGGCAGGAUACAGAGAGACAGGGAUGAAAGGGUCAGUUCUCAUCAAUGGACUGCCUCGAGACCUCCGCUGUUUCCGUAAGGUAUCAUGUUAUAUUAUGCAAGAUGACAUGCUGCUUCCUCAUAUUACCGUGCAAGAGGCCAUGAUGGUUUCUGCUCAUCUAAAACUUCAAGAGAAGGAUGAAGGCAGAAAGGAGAUGGUGAAGGAGAUCCUGACAGCUCUGGGUCUGUUGUCCUGUGCUAACAUAAGAACAGGAAGUCUUUCUGGGGGCCAGAGAAAGCGUCUUGCCAUUGCUUUGGAAUUAGUGAACAAUCCACCUGUCAUGUUCUUUGAUGAGCCUACCAGUGGUUUGGACAGUGCCUCCUGUUUCCAAGUUGUCUCACUGAUGAAAGCUUUGGCCCAGGGAGGCAGGUCCAUCAUCUGUACAAUCCACCAACCCAGUGCUAAACUGUUUGAGCUAUUUGAUCAGCUUUAUGUCCUGAGUCAAGGACAAUGUGUAUACCGGGGGAGAGUUUCAAAUCUAGUACCUUACUUGAGAGAUUUAGGUCUAAACUGUCCAACUUACCACAACCCAGCAGAUUUUGUAAUGGAGGUUGCAUCUGGUGAAUACGGUGAUCAAAAUAGUCGCCUGGUGAGAGCUGUGCGGGAGGGCAUGUGUGACACAGAAUUCAAGAGAGAAUUUGGGGGUGAUGCUGACUUGAACCCUUUCCUUUGGCACCGGCCCUCUGAAGAGAACUCCAUUUCUUCUGAAGGUUGUCACAGCUUCUCAGCUAGCUGCCUCACUCAAUUUUGUAUCCUCUUCAAAAGAACAUUUCUCAGCAUCAUGAGGGAUUCGGUAUUGACACAUUUAAGGAUCACAUCACACAUUGGGAUUGGACUUCUCAUAGGCUUGCUAUAUUUAGGAAUUGGGAAUGAGGCCAAGAAAGUCUUGAGCAACUCUGGUUUCCUCUUCUUUUCCAUGUUGUUCCUCAUGUUUGCUGCACUAAUGCCUACUGUCCUCACAUUUCCUCUUGAGAUGGGAGUUUUUCUUAGAGAACAUCUGAAUUAUUGGUACAGUCUAAAGGCCUAUUAUCUGGCCAAGACCAUGGCUGAUGUUCCCUUUCAGAUCAUGUUUCCAGUAGCCUACUGCAGUAUCGUAUACUGGAUGACUUCUCAGCCAUCUGAUGCUCUCAGAUUUGUCCUAUUUGCAGCCUUGGGGACAAUGACAUCACUGGUGGCUCAGUCUCUGGGACUCCUGAUUGGUGCAGCCUCCACAUCAUUACAGGUGGCAACAUUUGUAGGUCCCGUGACAGCCAUCCCAGUCCUUCUUUUCUCAGGAUUCUUUGUCAGUUUUGAUACCAUUCCAGCAUAUUUGCAGUGGAUGUCCUAUAUUUCCUAUGUCAGGUAUGGGUUUGAGGGAGUUAUUCUCUCUAUCUAUGGUUUGGAUAGAGAAGAUCUUCAUUGUGACAUUGAAGAGACCUGCCACUUUCAGAAAUCAGAAGCCAUACUGAAAGAAUUGGAUGUGGAAAAUGCCAAACUUUACUUGGACUUUAUUGUUCUUGGGAUUUUCUUCAUCUCCCUUCGCCUCAUUGCCUAUUUUGUCCUCCGAUAUAAAAUCCGAGCAGAGAGGUAAAACAUUCCAGUAGGGAGGAAAUUAGAAGUUGCAAUUAAAGGCAUUUGUCUUGUCUUUUCAGGUCAGUAUCUUACCUAACUCUUAAAAACUAUAUUACAUUUCUGGAUGUCAAGUGUUCAACUUCUCAGUCCAGUUGGGUUGGGUCACCUCUCUAUUGUCCUUUAUAAUCUUAACUAGGAAGAAGAUAUACAAGAGGGUUUUUUUAAAAAAGCAGAAUUUAAUACUCAAGGAUGAUGUACCUAAAAUAUUACUGGUGACUGGAUGUUUCCUUUACAAAAUCCUUCUUUAUGACGAGAUGACUUGAGGUCCUGGACAUGGAAUUAUAAAGCAAAUUCUUCAUGGAGAAUUUUUUCAGGAACUGAUUACUAUGUAUACCAGGAUGGGGAGAGAAGAAGCUGGAACACAGGGUUAUCUUUCUCUUUAUUUUUCUUUAUUAAAAAUAUCAGUUUCAAUUUUCUAAGGUUUGUCUCCUUAAGACUAUUUUUCUUAAGAAGUAACU
Molecule: messenger RNA, 2725 nt
Organism: Vombatus ursinus (common wombat)
Lineage: Eukaryota; Metazoa; Chordata; Mammalia; Diprotodontia; Vombatidae
Gene: ABCG1
Product: ATP binding cassette subfamily G member 1
Exons: 15
Coding region: 226-2226 (666 amino acids)
Biological process (GO): cholesterol homeostasis; transmembrane transport
Cellular component (GO): plasma membrane
Molecular function (GO): ATP binding; ATP hydrolysis activity; ABC-type sterol transporter activity
Source: RefSeq, a predicted model, not a curated record